UCCAACCGCCAAUUUGCCGGCCCUAAUAUCAUCUCAUCUAUAAACUAACUCUGUCAUUGCAGACAAUGUACUAAUAUUUUUUCCAGUACGGUUAUUCUUGCAGGAAGAAUUUAAGUCAAAGAAUGGCUGAGAGAAAGCUUCACGCGAUCAUGAUUGCGUUCUCGUUCCAAGGUCAUAUUACCCCAUUCAUCAAUCUGGCUCUCAAGCUUGCUUCAAAUGGUUUUACAGUUACUUUUGUCCACACUGAGUUUAUUCACCACAUGUUGUCCAAAGCCCACCACAACAUUACUCAUGUUGAUGAUGAAGAUUUCUUCUCUGGGGCACGUCAAUCGGGUCUUGACAUACGUUACAUGACAAUUUCUGAUGGCUUUCCCCUGGACUACGACAGGAUUCUCAACUUCAACGAGUACUGGGAAGCUAUUUUACGCGAUUUUCCAUCUCGUGUACAUGAAUUAGUUGGAAGGAUAAUCCAAUCAAAUGAAUCUUUGGUCCCUUUCUUGGUUGCUGAUACUUUCUAUUCAUGGCCUGCAUCUAUUGCUGAGGAAUUUAACAUCUUGAAUGUUUCGUUCUGGACAGAACCAGCUCUGGUGUUUUCCAUAGACUAUCACUUGGAUCUCCUUAGAGAAAACGGCUUUUUCCCUUCCAAAGGUAAUCAGGAGGAUCUCAUUGAUUUUGUCCCAGGAGUUCAGUCCAUUAAAACAAAGGACUUGAUGUCCUAUCUUCAGGAUGCCCACAUAACAACAGUUAUCCAUCAGAUUGUAUUCAAGGCAUUUGAUCAAGUAAAGCACGCUGAUUUCAUCUUAAUCAAUACGGUGAAUGAACUCGAACACGAAACGCUGCUGGCUCUAAACAAAAAGCAGCCGAGUUACGCAAUUGGCUCUAUAAACUUCUCCACUGAUUUCACCAAAACCGUUGUUCCCAAGAGCCUGUGGUCCGAAACAGACUGCACAGAAUGGCUGAACUCCAAGCCUGCCGGCUCAGUUUUGUACAUCUCGUUUGGCAGUCUUGCUCAGAUUACCAAGCAGCUAGUGGACGAAAUAGCUAACGGGCUUCUACUCAGUGAAGUAAACUUUGUAUUGGUGCUUCGGGAAAAUACAGAUGUCUUGCCUGAUGGGUUCAAGAAUGAGAUAAGAGGUCGAGGACUGAUUGUUUCAUGGUGUAACCAAAAUUCAGUGUUAUCAAGUCCAGCAAUUGGAGGAUUUUUAACACAUUGUGGGUGGAAUUCGAUACUGGAGAGUAUAUGGUGCGGCGUUCCAAUGAUAUGUUUCCCGUUUUACGCUGAUCAGCCUACUAACAGGAAACUAGUGGUCGAUGAUUGGAAGAUCGGGAUUAAUCUUUGUGAUGGAUCAUCUAUUGAUAGGAAAGAAGUUGCUGAGAAAAUCAAGCAGUUGAUGAGUGGAGAAAUAUCGAACGGGUUGAGGGAUGAGAUAAAGAAAAUCAGGACUAUAUUGCAGAACGCAUUGGCUGAAGACGGAUCGACCCACAGAAAUUUCAAUCAAUUUCUUAAGGAUUUGAGGGCAAAAGUUCAUGGCAGAAGCCAGGACACAAGUACUAGUCACUUCUUGUAACUUUAAUUUUUGCUAUUUAUAUUAGGCCUCAGAUGUUUGUAUUUAAUUAAGUAUUCCAAACAUAUUUUACUAAA
Molecule: messenger RNA, 1642 nt
Organism: Sesamum indicum (sesame)
Lineage: Eukaryota; Viridiplantae; Streptophyta; Magnoliopsida; Lamiales; Pedaliaceae
Product: UDP-glycosyltransferase 86A1
Molecular function (GO): quercetin 7-O-glucosyltransferase activity; quercetin 3-O-glucosyltransferase activity
Source: RefSeq, a predicted model, not a curated record